ACGAAAAGAAAAGCUGUUACACUCAACAACUUGUGAUGAAAAAUUUUGAAAGAGUAUGUCUGUGCUGUUUGAAAAUUUGCAAAGAGUAGUUUCCCUUGACACACACCUGUUGAAAUCCCAAAUUAACCUCCUGCGUAAGCUGUUUGGAGUUGAAUCUUAUGACCUAUCUGUAACCUGUGUAAACGACAGGGAGAUUACCAGAAUAAACACUCAAUACAGAGGAAAAAGACAACCAACAGACGUUUUAGCAUUUCCUUUUUACGAGGAUCUUGUACCAGGAAAAUUGCCCCCCGCUCCAACUCAGGGUGUGUUAGACUUGGGGGAUAUCUACCUGGGAAUUCCGUACAUUAACCGACAGUGUCGUCAUAACAACCAGAAGAUACAGAAUGUUCUCCCUGUCAUGGUAACCCAUGGUAUCUCUCAUCUGAUUGGCUAUGAUCAUGAAACAAAGGAACAGUAUGAGCAAAUGUUUGCAAAGGAAUCAUUGAUCUUGAAGGAAUUUAACAAAGUAACUGGAUGCAGUUGUGUCCCUUUACUUCAUGUUGGGCAUUAAUUGAAUGAUCAAGUAUAUUUUUAGAUUUUUUGGCUAGGAAAAAAAAAUUGUGGAAAAUUGUCAUCUCAAAAUAAAAUGGAUAACAAGUGUAAUU
Saccostrea echinata is the source of this 647-nucleotide messenger RNA. RefSeq names its product endoribonuclease YbeY-like. Gene Ontology annotation, molecular function: metalloendopeptidase activity. Gene Ontology annotation, biological process: rRNA processing. Bases 56 to 553 code for a protein of 165 amino acids. The transcript has 2 exons. The record is from RefSeq and is a predicted model, not a curated record. Lineage: Eukaryota; Metazoa; Mollusca; Bivalvia; Ostreida; Ostreidae.